AUGGCCGACUGUAGCGUGCAGCAAAGCGUUUGGAGGCCUUUCGCGCUCAGGCGGACUUUCUGCCUGUCGGCGGGGGCAGUCUUCGUCGUAUCAGUGGCUCUUCUCGCGGGUCUGUCCAAGUAUGAGCCCGCCAAGGAGGCUGACAUCGAGGGUGUCGUCCACCCCGCCCAUGUAGCACAGUACUACUCAUGGCUGCAAGACACCCUCUUCAUGGUCUUCAUCGGGUUUGGCUUCCUGAUGACGUUCCUGCGGCGCUACGGCUUCUCUGCGGUCGGCCUCAACUUCUUCAUGAGCGCGAUCGCCAUGGUCGAGGACCAGGCCACCCCCUGA
Messenger RNA from Monoraphidium neglectum, 330 nucleotides. Its product is annotated as Rh protein, CO2-responsive. The record is from RefSeq and is a predicted model, not a curated record. The coding region runs from base 1 to 330 and encodes 109 amino acids. NCBI's taxonomy places the organism in Eukaryota, Viridiplantae, Chlorophyta, Chlorophyceae, Sphaeropleales, Selenastraceae. The transcript is spliced from 4 exons.